Molecule: messenger RNA, 1077 nt
Organism: Gasterosteus aculeatus aculeatus (three-spined stickleback)
Lineage: Eukaryota; Metazoa; Chordata; Actinopteri; Perciformes; Gasterosteidae
Source: RefSeq, a predicted model, not a curated record
CACACACGAUGUGUGUUUAUGUGUAACAAGUGAAUCAAGUGUUUAAGCUCCUCCUCACUGUCUUUAUAAGCCUCAGUGUUUCUUCUCCUCACACUCCCGCCCUGCUCACCUCUCAGCUGGACUGUAAGGAAUGUUUACAGCUCACACUGACAACAUGCUGGGGAUCCUCUGCACUCUGCUCACUGCUCUCACAUAUGUUGAUGCAGCGAUAGUGCUGACUCAGACGCCUGCUGUCCACUCAGUUUCUACAGGACAAGAGGUUGUCCUCAACUGCAACAUUCAGAGAUAUGAUGGAAAUUAUGUCCACUGGUAUAAACAGGUUCCUGGUGAAGCUCCUCAGUAUGUUCUCAGUUUUCUCCAUGGGGUCAAUGAUCUCGACUUUGGAUCAGGAUUCUCUUCAGACCGGUUCAACUCUAAAUCCUCUUCAGACACAGAAUACCAGUUCAUCAUAAAGCGUUCAGAGACAGGAGACUCUGCUCAGUAUUACUGUCAGACAUGGGAUGACUCUGCUCGUGAAGCUGUAUUCGGACAAGGAACCAAGCUGAUUGUGACAAGCUCCAGCCUCCGUCCUCCCGUCCUCACUGUCUUUCCUCCGUCCAGUGCUGAGCUGCAGUCCAACAAAGCCUCUUUGGUCUGUCUGUCCAGUCAGUCUGGGCCUUUUGCAGAUGUGACCUGGAUGUCUGGAGGGAGUCCAGUGGUCACUGGGAUCUCUACCAGCACCGCUGUUAAGCAACCUGAUCAGACGUUCCACAUCAGCAGCUAUCUGGCCAUCCAGGCGUCAGACUGGAACAUGGAUAAGGUUUACACAUGUAAAGUGUCUUUGGGCUCCCAGACUGCAGAGAAAAACAUCAAGAAGUCUGAGUGCCUCACUGAACAACAGUAGAGGAGCAGAAGGACCAUUUAACAUCUGCUUCUUCCCUCUUUGUGCUGUUUAUUCAUCACGAGCGUUACAUGUUAGAACAUGUGUCUCCACGCUUGUAGUACAUGUUGUUGACAGUUAGGUAGAGGUGUUGUAUCCGCUUUGCAAACGGUAAAAUGUAGUGAAACCUUUUGAAUAAAAAGCAUUUUGUAAAACAA